Molecule: messenger RNA, 4026 nt
Organism: Seriola aureovittata
Lineage: Eukaryota; Metazoa; Chordata; Actinopteri; Carangiformes; Carangidae
Gene: ctnnal1
Product: catenin (cadherin-associated protein), alpha-like 1
Exons: 19
Coding region: 296-2566 (756 amino acids)
Biological process (GO): Rho protein signal transduction; cell adhesion
Molecular function (GO): actin filament binding; cadherin binding
Source: RefSeq, a predicted model, not a curated record
GUGUGUGUGUGGUUGCCCACAGUGGUGUGCUGCAGUCCGCUCCCCGCCGUAGUUGAGUAAACUACAUGGACAUUAGCGGGCGCAACGGCACAACCACCGGAGCCAGAGUGGAUUAAAGCAGCGUGCGUGAGAGGAAAGCCACUCGACAAACGACUGUGUAACCAAGUGAGAAACCCUGGCGUGUAAUAGCAAGUCCGUCACACCAGUUUGCAGCUGCGAAACAGCAAAGGAAAGCCUCUUGGUGAACUCAGUUAGUGCCGUGUAUUGUGUGCCAGGCAGGGAGAGCUCGGCGGGAAUGGCUUCAUCUCCGUGCGGCAACAGUAACUUUGAUUCCGGCCUGGAAAUCAAAACUCGCUCGGUGGAGCAGACGCUUAUUCCUUUAGUAUCGCAGAUCACCACUCUGAUCAACCAUAAAGACAAGCCAAAGAAGUCCGAGCGCACCCUGGCAGCCAUACACAGGGUGGGCCAGGCGGUGAGCGUGGCAGUGGGACGUUUCGUUGCCGUCGGGGAAGCCAUCGCCACAGAGAACCAGGAGCUGAAGGAUGAGAUGGGUCAAGCCUGCUUCGAGGCACGCAGAGCAGGUGAUGCCAUAGCCCAGCUGACAGAUGUGGGAUCAGCCUUGCCGUCCCAGACAGACGGACGUGUCACUGUGUUCAGCGAUAGGACAGGGAUGGUGAAGGCUGCACGCUUGCUCCUCUCUUCAGUCACUAAAGUCCUGGUCCUAGCUGACCGCAUUGUCAUCAAACAGAUAAUCACGUCACGGAACAAGGUCCUGGUUACCCUCGACCAUCUGGAAAGAGUCAGCACCUUCCAGGAAUUUGUACAGAUUUUCAGCCAGUUUGGCAAUGAGAUGGUGGAGUUUGCCCACCUCACAGGAGACAGACAGAACGACUUGAAGGAUGAGAAGAAGAAAGCACGGAUGGCAGCAGCCAGAGCGGUGCUGGAGAAAUGCACCAUGAUGCUCCUCACAGCCUCCAAGACUUGCCUUAGGCAUCCAGAUUGCGAGUCGGCACGAAUCAACAAAGACGCCGUUUUCCACCGAAUGCGCUGUGCCCUGGAGCAGGUCAUCGAGAUAGUCACUGAGGCACGGAGCUGCGGGGAGAACAAGAUUCUUCCUGCCAGCAUCUACAACGGCAUCAAGGACUUCAAGUCCGGCGUGGAGUGCCUGCGGGAGAACCUGUACUCCAUGUCACCCGAGAGCGUGGACAGCCAGCUGGAAGCGCUGGUGGAGCGGACAGAGGACUUCACUGACUCGGCCUACACCAGCCACGAGCAGCGGCAGGCCAUCCUAAGUUUGUGCCAGCUGGUGCGCCAGGACACCCAGCAGCUGAUGCACGCCUGGAUUGAGGCGCAGUCCGUCCACGCCAAAGAGGCCACAGAGGACAUGGAGGUGGCCAUCCUGAAGACAUGCCAGAGCGUCAGUGACCUCAGACGUGAGCUCCAUAAGGUGGCAGUUGGUCGUGCCUCAGACCUGCUGAAAGUUCACGGAGAGCAGUUGCCUCUGCGGGCUCUCAAAGCUGCAGGCGCCGAGGGAAACCUGGAGGCAGUGGCGGAGCAUUCGCGCACGCUCACCGAGCAGAAGGAGCAGCUGGUGGAGACCUGUCGGCUGUUGUGCCAUGUGUCGGGGACAGAGCCUCUGGAGAUUACCUGUAUACACGCCGAGGAGACCUUCCAUGUCAUUGGUCCACAGAUCAUCUCGGCAGCACAGACGCUGGCCCUCCACCCGUCCAGUAAGAUUGCUAAGGAGAACCUGGAGGUGUUCUGCGAGGCCUGGGAGUCGCAGCUCUGUGACAUGGCCCUGCUGCUGCGAGAGAUCAAUGACAUCUUUGAAGGCAGGCGAGGAGACAAAAGAUCUUAUUUGUCACUUCCCAGACCCGGGAAACACUCGACUAAUUUGAAGACUGCCAAGGCUGUCAAGUUGGAUGCAGAGGAGCAGACAAGCAUGGCCAAGCUGGGCCUGGAGCUCCGUCUGCUAUCAUCAGACGUGGACACAGAGGUGGAGAAGUGGGAGGAGCAAGAACAUGAUAUUGUUCGACAGAGCCAGAGUCUGGCCAGUAUGACCUACAACAUGUACCUGUUCACCAGAGGGGAGGGGCUGCUGAAAACAACACUAGAUCUUUUUCAUCAAGCUGAGGUUCUAUCUGAAGAGGGGCUCCAGCUGUGCUCAUCUCUACGCACCUUUUCCACUCAGCUGGUUGAUGAGGAAAAGUCUGUGGUGAUGACAGAGAUGGAGAAAUUGGUGGCAUUAUGCCAACAGCUGCAGACGGGGGCCAAGACUCCUGUACAGGGCAAGACUGCCACCUUCCAGAAGGUGGACUCGUCCAUUCAGACAACUAGAGGCAUCUUGACUGUGGUCCUCUCCCUCCUCCCAUUCUGUAACAAGCUCAACAAAAAGUACAAGUCAGAGAGGAGUAGUUUGGGUUCCCCACAUGACUGGAGAGAGAGGCAGGAUGCUUCCACACCUGUCAAAGAUGAGGGAGCUCUCAACAGCAAGAACAGCAACGGCUUCGGUGUCAAAUCCUUGGAGCAGCACAUGGCCGGUCUCAACCUACUGGAGAGCAAAUAAUCCAGGAAAUACUUUACCCCCCUCCCCUCCUCAUCGUCAUGCACCCACCACAGAGUGGGCCAGAGCUGUGGGGUGAAGAUGGUUGCCUUGGGUCGGUCAGAGUUUGUAUUUGCUGUCUGGAUGAUAAAUUUAAAGGUUUACAUAGGAAAAAGCAGAUCCAAGCUCUCUGUGACCAGGGGCGGUUUUACCCCAGGGUAGCUUGUUACCUGAAGCACCAGAUCCACCCCAGUCCACAAGAUGGAGACAAUCAGCCAACACUAAGACUAUGCCAUUAGCAGCGAGUCUCCUCACAGAGAGGCCUAGCACAAGCCUGAUUCUGGAAUCACUUUAAUCAUUUCUCUGGCUAUUGAGUUGAUAAACUGAUCAUAAAUCAGGAAGGAACUCCACUUAAUGUUCAGCUCAGCCAUACAUCUGUCUUCACUACGUGCCUCUGCGUAACAAGCGUGUAGCCUGUGGUGUACUGUAAACGUGUUGCACAUGUUAGCCAAAUGGGAAAAAAACAAAACAAACAAAAAACAGUGAAAUGGCUGAAAUCCCACAAUGCAUGAUAUCAUCACCAAACCCCUUGUGUUCGAGUCUCCUACAGUUAAUGUGCCAUAGGCUUGUAAUGUUAACACUUGUUGUAAUGUUAGCCAUAGUGGUGCAUUCUGUCCUUGAUCACUGACACUGUAGUCAGCAGCUCACGUGCAUAAUUAAGUAUUUUAAGAGUUGAUCACGCCAUAUGAUUAAUGUCUAACUUUCAUAGGAUCUCCUAUGGAACAUUUCUGAUGUGCCAUGUUAGUAACAAAAUGCAAAAAAAGAAAAAUUAAUCACAAUUUAAUACCAAAUAUGAUUGUCCUCAUGAAGACGCUAUGAUCUUCAGCUUGCUACUCAUAUGAAAUAUAAAGCUCUUAGUCCUCCAGUGUUAAUUACUGGAGACAUUUUUAUUUGGGUGUGAUUUCUCCAAAAAAAAUCAGCUGGUUAAGCUUCAUUUUAUCACUGAGAUGCUUUUGGGAAGUUAGGACUUUUAUAAUGUCCCAAGUAUUAUCAAACCAUAUUCUGUGUAAACUGUUACUCUUUUUUUCCCUCACAAAAGAAAUGAAAGAUUAUUCUGAACUGGCACCUGUGUCAAAUGGAGCCGUGAAGUGUACUUGUUAUGAAGACUAUCAUUGUGAAGCUGCCUAUUAGACCAAUAUGUAUUAAAUGGUAUAAGGUAUGUAUAAUCUGGUACUUGAAUCAUAUAUAUAAAUAUAUAUACUUUGGUACUAGGUGAGGGUGUAAUAAUGACUGAAAUGAAUAACAUGCAUUAAGCUUUAGAGAUGCUUUGUACUGUGUGAGAGCAGCUAAGGAUGCUGGGUAUUGUAGUGGCUCUACAGAUGUGAAGAAAUCAUAGAUCUAGUUUUGGAUCAAAUAUUCUUUUGACAAUUGAAAGGUUAAAAAAGUGACACAUAAAAAAAUAAACAAUAUUUUUCUUAAAAUCA